CAAACCUUGAAAUAAAUGUUUCAUGAGAAAAAAUUAAAAGAAAGAAAACGUAGAAUUUGCUGUUUUUAUAUUUUUAGGCGCGCCACACAACGAGGUCCAGAUGAAGUGUGCAAGAGAGAGGGAAAAUGCGCGAUAACUCCAGCUGAUAGAAAACAUUGUACAGCUUGUAGGUAUAAUAAAUGUCUGAGUAUAGGAAUGCGACCAACAUUUAUCCUAAAUGAAGCUGAAAAGAAGACCAGAUUUCGAAAACUUUUAGAGAAAAAAGAAACAACGGUUUCUCCGCCAUCUGCAGGUCCAGGCAUAACUCCGAGCACCACAAGUUUCACGCCCGGAGAAGACGACAUUCUUCCCUCCCCAUUUGUUUCCUCUACUAGUCCAGGGAGCAAUAAUUCUCUAUCUCAGGGUGGAACCAACCUAAUGGAUUACAGAUCCGUCUCCCUCGGAGAUUAUCUAACCUCAGAUGAUGAAUCUAUUCACCUCAGUCCUUUAUCUCAUCAACGUGUUCAUCCGUACAAAGUGGAAACUGUAACGCGGGGUCGAAAGAAGACGACAUUUGACAGAAACUCUUCAAUUUCGUCAGAUGUUGAGCAAGAGCAGAUUGAAUCAGUAAUAUUUCCUAGUUCUCUAGUUCCCGAUUUAGAAGGAGGGAUGAAAGAUGAUGUUCUCCAUGAAAUAGAAAGUUUACUGAACAAUCAGAAAGAACAUGAAAAUUUGACAUUUUCUGACUUGGAUACAAAUAAAUUGAACAUGAAAACUAUGAUCGGUAAACCUGAAUUAAACUUAGCUUCUGAAGUUUCAGUCCCCGGAACUGCUGGAUAUGUAAAAUGUAUUCCUUCAAAUAACAUUGAUGACACUGAUUACACAAGCAUUGAUGAAGCAGCCUUAAACGGAUUAUCUUCUCAUGUGAUUCCGGUCACCGCUGAUGCUAAAAAUGUCAGUUCUUUUCAAAUAAGAGAAUAUGGAACAACACAGAACUUAUUUAAUAACGAGAAAAUGAAACAUCACAGCACUGAACAUCCAACAAUUUUUCCAACUGACUUCUAUCGAGUCACAUUGAAGUCCCCCAAUAUUGGUUCUAGUCUUCCUAAUCGUUCCAACCCAGCUGAUAUGGGGGUCAGCGAUACUUUUCAACUUGAUUUGGGUCUUGCCAAUACUUCUGAAAUUAAAAUGGAAUUCAGUAAUACAUUAAAUCCUGAUUUAGGCUCGGGAUUUGACAACAUCUCCAUUUCUAACAUGGAAGUCAGUGAUUCUUUAAAUUCUUACUUACAUUACCGUGAAACGGGACUUAGCAAUAAUUUGGGAUUCAGCAAUGCCUCUGAAUCUGACUUGGGAUUCAGCGUUACUUCUGAACUUGAUUUGGGAUUUAGCAAUGCCUCUGAACCUGUCUUGGGAUUCAGAAAUAUAACCGAAUCUGUCUUGGGAUUUGGGAAUACCUCUACAGAUGACAUGGGUUUCAGAAAAACACUGAAAUCCGAAUUUGAAUAUCAUGAGACAACUAAUUCUAUAAUUGAAUGCAGCCACACUUCCAAACCAAACUUGGGAUUCAGUAAUUUAUCCAACAUUGAAUUGGGAAUGAAAGACACCUCUGUAUCCCAACUAGAAUACUGCAGUACUACUAAACAUGAUCGUGGGUUUACCUUUACAUCGAAACCCAACUUUGGGAUGACCGACAAGGUUGGUCAGGGUCAGGAUGAGGAGACAAAACUCAGAUACCUAUCCACAGUGUGUCCAACAAACAGCAAACAGUGUGGAUUGAGAAGAGACGAGGAUGAGUAUACAGAAAGGAUGAUUUACCAGUAUAUGGCUCAAUAUCAGAGCAAGUAUGAAAAGUUUACUGCUAAUCAACCACUUUCCCUCACAGAGGAGACAGAACCAUCAGAGGGGGCUGAAGAACAAUUUAAUAUAGAUGAGAAUGAACUUUUAAAGAUAGUUCUAAAUAUAGAUCUAGUAAAGGCCCUGGAACUCUACACUGUAGAAGAAACAAAAUACCUAGAGAACCGAGCACAACUGUUCUGGAACCGAUGGUCUAACUUCAGUAUGGGUCCUCAGGUUCUAGGAUACUACAUGGACUGGUUGAAGAGAGGAGGAAAGAUGUGUCCAUCCUUCUAUCUUCAGAGCAGUAGACAAAUCAGAUCCAGGCUCAUAGCAUUUAUGUUGGAAUAUGGAGAAGGAUCAAGACUCUCAGAAGCAGAUAUUGUCACUCUUCUUAGGGAGAAUGUUGUAUCAGGAUCAUCUCUGUUCAAACUGUGGAAUUUCACACAUGAAGAUGAAGAACAGUGCAAAUACACACUUGGUGCGGAUGAUGUCAGCUGGUGGACCGAACACAACAUGUCACCAAGGUAUCUGCUACCUAUCUGGAACCUGAAGUCUAUGAUAGAACUGAUGCCCUUCUCCCCCCUCAUGAGAACUGGGUUGCUCAAGGUCCUAAACAGGCACAAGAAGGACUUCUUUAGAAGCCCAAAGGUGUACUUCUUAAUGGUGGCUGUUGUACUUUAUAACCCUGAGACCCCUGGGUUGGAGAAUAAAGAGGAAGUUCACAAAAUCAGAGAAGAGUUUAUCACCAUUCUUAGGAGAUAUUUAGCUCAGAAUUGUGAACUGUCCGCUAGUGAGAGCAUGAAGGCUGUAUUUGAUUGUAUAGGAUCCAUCCCAGCCAUCAGAUCCUACUUCAGUGUAGUCUGGAACAAAUCUCAAGAUGUGGCACCGGCGCUAGACCCAGUCAACCUGGCGCCUAGCAAUAAUGUUCUUCAACCUCAGUUUGAGGCGGAUCCCUCCUGUGGUGGCGGAGGUUUCAACUGCUGCUCCGCCGGAGGCUGUAAACUAUUGAAGAAAUACCAGAUAUAAUUCAGGGGACACAAGUUCCAAACAGUGAAUUUGUUCUAAACCUGACAAUGAGUUUCAGGUCUGUGCCAAAUCACGGUUUGGAACUUGCGUCCCAUGCAAUACAAAUGCAAUAAAUUUCAAAAGAAAUCCUGUCAAAAUGUUUAUUUUUCGCUCCAUAAAGAGAAAAAUUUGUUCUUACCAAAAGAGAAAAUUGGUCAAAAAAAUAUAUUUUAAUUUUAAAUAUAUCUUCUUCCCAUUAAAUCAAAAUAAAUUUCUAAGCAUUUUCAAGAUUUCGAUAUUGUCAGCAGAAAAUAUGACAAAACAUCCCGGUUGAUAUUGUUUUGAUCAAGAUAUUGUAAUUGUAUAAAAAAAUGUAAAAUAUGUUAAUGUGUUAUUUCAAGAAAUUCUAUAAUUCUAGCACUGUUAUUAAUGUAUUUGUAUGAUAAAUAAAAGAUUUAAAUACCA
This is a messenger RNA of Eurytemora carolleeae, 3285 nucleotides long. RefSeq lists its product as uncharacterized. The record is from RefSeq and is a predicted model, not a curated record. The transcript is spliced from 16 exons. Gene Ontology annotation, molecular function: zinc ion binding; RNA polymerase II cis-regulatory region sequence-specific DNA binding; nuclear receptor activity. Bases 16 to 2841 code for a protein of 941 amino acids. NCBI's taxonomy places the organism in Eukaryota, Metazoa, Arthropoda, Copepoda, Calanoida, Temoridae. Gene Ontology annotation, biological process: positive regulation of transcription by RNA polymerase II; negative regulation of transcription by RNA polymerase II; cell differentiation.